CUAGUUAAAUAGCAAAGUGGUCAUUUGCAUUAAUGACUUCUUACUGCAUAAUUCUUUACUAUGCUACAAUUGUUCAACAGUUUAGCCCCUCCACUUGCAGAUAAAAAGUGGACUUGAAUGGUUAUAUUGUGCUCAGCUGACAAGAGGGACAAAUGGACGACAAUUAAAAACUCAGGUUAAGUGGAACAAGCAGAACAACACUUCCAAAUUUCACCAUGUUCAUGAGAGUGUCAACACGAAUUCUCCCGUGUGUGGUUAGUGUUCUGUUUAAAUCAGAAGAUAUACCAAGAAAAGCUACGCCAGUGUCUUUUAAGAAAGAGAGUCAUCCUUACUAUGACUUAUCUGUGAAAAUUCUACGAGCAAAAAAUAUUGUUGGAGGAGAUUUCUUACGUGCAGCAGACUGUUAUGUUUCUUUGCACCUCCCUACGGCAUCUGCAGUUGAUUACAGAACAAAAACCAUACCCAAUACCAAUAAUCCUGAGUGGAAUGAAACCUUCACAUACAGGCUACAGAGUAUGGUGAAGCAUGUACUGGAGCUCUCCCUCUAUGAUGCCAAUGUUAAAGGGACAAAACAUCUAUCGACCGUAGCCAUUGAUAUUGGAAAAAUUGAACAUGGUAGCGAUUUGAAGACUACUGUAGACCUGAAGGAUGACGAACAACUGGAAGUGGAGUUUCAUUUGGCAAAAUCCAAAGAUCCUCCUGUCGAAAUCCUCACUAAUGGCGUGCUUGUGGCUCAACCUUGUACAGGUGUGGAAACCAAAGUGAAGAAGGUCAACAAUCUUCACCAGGUAGGCACAGGUCUUAAUGCACAGUAUAAUAUGUCUGUGAGAGUUGAUGGAGCCUAUGAAGAGGAACAGUACACCACACUCAAACCUCUGUCAAAUCCUGUGUGGGAUGAAACAUUUUUCUUCCACAUCGACAAGAGUUUGGAUCCAAAACUGAAUAUUGACUUGAUACAAACCAGCAAAGAGUUGCAGGAUGAUAUGCAUGUUGAAAUGGUGAAGGAAACCUGUAUUGUGGGUUCAGGGUCCCUGCCAUUGUAUCAUCUUCCUAUCGGAAAGAAUGUGGACAUGGUAAUGAAUCUUGACAAGGAUCAGAAUGUUGACCUGAGACUAAAGGCUAAGAGAUGUUAUGAAGGUCUUGAUGUGCGCCUGAAUUUUGACAUUGCUGAUCCAGAGAAGGAAUUCCUUGUAAAAAGAAAGAAAUAUAGUGCACGAGCACUGAAGAAGGUGCUGAACCUAAAGAAGACUCCUACGGACAGCCAUGUACCUGUUAUAGCAAUCCUUGCUUCAGGGGGUGGAAUUCGAGCAAUGACAUCCCUUUGUGGUGCUCUGCAUGGGCUGCAGCAGAUACACGUCCUGGACUGUAUAACCUACAUGAUUGGAGUGUCAGGAUCAACUUGGUGUAUGUCUACGCUGUAUCAGGAUGCCAAUUGGUCUCUCAAGGAUUUGAAAGUUCACAUUGAGAAACUUAAGGAACAAGUGACUAAAAGCAAGACCAGUGCCCUGUCCAAGGAUCGUUUGGGGUAUUACAUCAAUGCUUUGGUAGAGAAAAGUCGUUCAGGGCACAGUGUAUCAAUCACUGACCUGUGGGGACUCAUCAUUGAAUCAUUUCUCUCUGGACAGGAGAAUAAAACCAAGCUGUCAGACCAGCAGAGAGCUGUAAGGAGGGGACAGAACCCGUUUCCUAUCUAUGCCAGUCUUAAUGUGAGGUCAAACCUCAGCGCUCGAGAUUUUGGAGAGUGGUUUGAGUGCACUCCUUAUGAAGCUGGACUUCCAAAAUAUGGAGCUUACAUCCCCAUUCAGCAUUUUGGAAGCAAAUUCUUCAUGGGAUACCUGAUAAAGAAAUGUCCAGAAAUGAGAAUCAGCUUCUUGGAAGGCCAGUGGGGUAGUGCUUUUGCAGCCAACCUGGAGGAGAUCCUGAGGGAGAUGAUAGGCACCUCCAACAUGUGGAUGCAGAACUUACAGAAUGCUAUCAAGAUAACAGAUAAUCCUCAAACAAGAAUAAAUCAACCUGCAACGCGGACAAUCAUUCCAUCAGGCCUGUUAGACACUAUGGUAAAGAAUUUAUUUGUGUCACGCCUGACUGGGUCAGAGAUCUGCAACUUCCUAAAUGGCCUCUUUCUGCAUCAGCUGUAUGAGCAGAACCACUACUUCAUGCGUGGACGAAUUGAACAUCUGGACUCCGCUCCAAACAAACUGACACCAAUGGCAAAGCAGUUGUAUUUGGUUGAUGCUGGAUUCUCAAUUAAUUCGGCAUUUCCCCUUGCCUUACGGUCACAGCGACGUAUCGAUGUCAUCCUGUCCUUUAGUUUUAGCCGAGGAUCACCAUUUAAGGUUCUGAAGAAGACUGAGGAAUUUUGUAAAGAACAUGAUAUCCCUUUCCCAAAAAUUGAUGUGGCAGACAUUCUUGAAAAUAGUCUACAAGAAUGCUAUGUCUUCAUGGAUGAAAACAAUCCCAGAGUUCCUAUAGUAGUUCAUUUCCCCCUCACAAAUGCCACAUUCAAAGAUUAUGUUUCUCCAGGAGUCCCACGUACAUCUGAGGAAGAUAAAAUCAAUCACAGUUUUGUCCUGGAAGCUGAGAAUUCACCAUAUAGCACCCUGAACUUUACCUACACACCUGAUGAUUUUGACAAGCUGAUUGAUCUAAAUUGCUACAAUGUGAUGAACAGUAAAGAUAUUAUUCUGAUGAUCUUGAGUAAGGCAUUAGCCAAAAGGAGGGGAGCUACAUAAAUGAAUGAUACUGAAUUGUGGAACAAACCUUGUUCUUUCCUCUUCAUCCAUCCCUUGGUUUAUUUGAAGCUGAUUCAGCUUUAAUCUCCUCAUUGAUUUCUUGUGUUGCAGAAAUGUUAGCAGACAUCUAGCUCAG
Messenger RNA from Chiloscyllium plagiosum (whitespotted bambooshark), 2868 nucleotides. Lineage: Eukaryota; Metazoa; Chordata; Chondrichthyes; Orectolobiformes; Hemiscylliidae. The record is from RefSeq and is a predicted model, not a curated record.